Messenger RNA from Echinops telfairi (small Madagascar hedgehog), 3146 nucleotides. It is a transcript of the gene ZCCHC8, whose product is annotated as zinc finger CCHC-type containing 8. Gene Ontology annotation, molecular function: RNA binding; zinc ion binding. The record is from RefSeq and is a predicted model, not a curated record. NCBI's taxonomy places the organism in Eukaryota, Metazoa, Chordata, Mammalia, Afrosoricida, Tenrecidae. The transcript is spliced from 13 exons. Gene Ontology annotation, cellular component: catalytic step 2 spliceosome. Bases 774 to 2141 code for a protein of 455 amino acids.
CGUUUCAAAGUUUUCCAACUGACAGCCAUGUAGGAGACUCUUAAGAUUUAGUCUUGCUGUUUUCCAAGUCGCUUUAAAAAGUCGUCAUGGUGCCUGCGUUCUCAACCUUCUUUUCCGGAAAGUCUUCAAAAUCUAGAAGAGUUGGAAGAACUGUUCGAGGGUCCGUCACGGAGCUCAUCCUGGGCUCUGCGGUUAACGUUUUUGCUGGAUUGUAGUUGCGUGUGUGGAGAUGCUUUGAAUUUGGGAAACGUUUUUUUACCGUUUGCUGACCACCGCCUAGAAAGACCUAUAUUGCUUUCGGGUUUUCAGGCUGCAUAAACUAAUACUAGCAUAGACGUGGUUAAUAGUCAGCAAAGUUAAGUAAAUAAAUAGUUGUUGGGGCCAGAAGACCAUUACUCGUAUAAUGUGUUGGGUUCAUUCCGUUAGUCAUCUGCCCAAGUCUUAGAAUAUGUGUUCAGAGGGAUAAAAUAAAACUUUUUAACUUAGUGAAAAUAAUUAGGUACAGGUGCCUACUAAUAAAGCAAGAGUUCACAAAAUGUGUUUUUCUGAAGUUACUAUGUUGAGUGUUUUGCUGUUCACUGGUGCUAUUCUGACAUCAAAAGUGAGCAUUUAGUCAUUGGAAUUUUGUGAUCUUCAUGAUUCUCCACAUUGUUAUAUUCCUUGACAAGUAAUAACAUCAAGAACUUAAAAGAAAACUGAACCUUCUGACUAGACCAAGUGGAAUACUGGUGAAGGAUACUAAGUUAGAUGGACCUUUGUUACAGAUUCUAUUUAUGAACAAUGCUAUUUCAAAGCAAUAUCAUCAAGAAAUAGAGGAAUUUGUAUCAAAUUUAGUAAAAAGAUUUGAGGAACAGCAGAAAAAAGAUGUGGAAAAGACUUCCUUUAAUCUUUUGCCCCAGCCAUCCAGUGUUGUGCUGGAAGAGGACCAUAAAGUAGAAGAAGAAGCCUGUGUCAUUAAGAACAGCAAGGAGCCUUUUAGUGUUGUAGGAAGUGUGCUGUAUUUUUCUAAUUUUUGCCUUGAUAAAUUGGGGCAACCGCUACUAAAUGAAAACCCUCAGCUUACGGAAGGAUGGGAGAUACCCAAGUACCAGCAAGUCUUCAGCCAAAUUGUUUCUCUAGAAGGGCAAGAGAUACAAGUAAAGGCAAAAAGGCCAAAGCCUCACUGUUUCAAUUGUGGUUCGGAAGAGCAUCAGAUGAAAGAAUGCCCAAUGCCUCGGAAUGCUGCUCGCAUCAGUGAAAAGAGAAAAGAAUAUAUGGAUGCCUGUGGUGAGGCCAACAAUCAGAGCUUCCAGCAGCGCUACCAUGCAGAAGAAGUCGAAGAAAGAUUUGGGAGAUUCAAGCCAGGAGUUAUUAGUGAGGAACUUCAAGAUGCGCUAGGUGUGACGGACAAAAGUCUACCACCUUUUAUAUAUCGAAUGCGUCAGCUUGGCUACCCACCAGGUUGGCUCAAAGAGGCCGAAUUGGAAAAUUCUGGGCUUGCACUCUAUGAUGGAAAAGAUGAACCUGAUGGAGAAGCAGAAGCUGGUGAACUGCAACAGAAUAAAAGUGUCACUUAUGAUCUCUCCAAAUUGGUAAACUACCCAGGUUUUAAUAUAUCUACUCCCAGAGGAAUUCCAGAUGAAUGGAGGAUGUUUGGCUCCAUACCCAUGCAGGCAUCUCAGCAGAAGGACGUGUUUGCCAACUACCUGACUUCUAACUUCCAAGUGCCCAGUGUGCGGUCGAGCAGUAAGAGGUCCUCGUCUCAGUCAAGCCCGUGUAGCCCAAAGAAGCAGAAGAAGAACAGCAGCUCCGAAGCAUCUCCCGCCAGCAUGGAGCUCGACUCUGGUAGCCUCUUCUCCACCCUGGUAUUUUUUAACCAUUUUGCCCCAGUCAACUGUGAAGAUGCUACCCUCGAUAGUGGCAAUGUUGUGUCAAACUGUGGCAGCAGCAAUGGGGGCGGCCAAAAUCUCCCUCCAGGCCCCAGCCCUUCCACAGCUGCUAAAAUGCAUAGCCCCAUACCUGACAUGAGCAAGUUUGCAAUGGGAAUAACUCCAUUUGAAUUUGAGAACAUGGCAGAGUCAACUGGAAUGUAUCUCAGAAUAAGGAACUUGCUAAAGAACUCACCCCGGAACCAGCAAAAAAAUAAAAAGACUUCUGAAUAAGGCUUACCACAGCACCAAGAACUAGCUUUUCAAUUCUUUUUCCCUUUUUGUUCUGUAAACUAAUAAGUGGACAGAUAAAAUUAUUACCUUCUGAUGUUUAAAAAUCUAUCUCAAGCUUAAUUGUGGUCUAUAGCCCAAGCCAGUUUUUUUAAGGAAUGGAAAAACUAGGCCCUUUAUUAUAUUUUAUUCUCUCCAGCAGAAACUUGGGUUAGGAGCAGGUUUAGAGUUUGCUUGUUAAGCUUAAUACUAUUUUUGGAUUGUGAGUUUCGGUCAAAGUAAUGGUUUUUAUCUGUCUUUUGUAUGUUGAUUUCCCUUUAUACCUUUUGCUAACUAUCCUGUACAUAAGUUUAAUAUAUCACUUUUUAAAAGAAAAAAAACUAACCAUUUUAAAGUCACAGUGCAACUCCAGCAACCAAAUAAAAAAAUCAGGGAGGAGCAGCUUUAUCCCAUUUGGGAUAUUUUUGUAAAUGAUUUACGUGCAUCAAUUUUAAUAACACUUUCUUUUUUGUAACAUCAUCUCACAAACUUGCUGCAGGUAUGUUUAUCUUUGUGGACAGAGGUUUGAUAAAUUAGUUUUCAUAAUCUAAGACUAAGUACAAUCAAAAGUAAUGGUUAAAUUUGUAUACAAAACCAUAAGUUUGGAAGGUACUUAAUGUGGUGCAAAAAUGAAUAGUAGCAAAAGUAAACACAGUUCUACGAAAUUGAAAGUUUAGGUGUUUUCCAUAGGUUUUUACCUUAAAUCUAGAAAAUAAGAUCAUUCCAAGGAACCUUUUUUUUUUUUUUUCAAGGAAUAAUUUUGAGGGAAAGAAAAAAAUGGAGGCAGCUAACCUUGGUAUAAAAGUAUUUUCUAGAUUUGAAUCCUAAGAUAAUUUACAACUAAAAAUAGACAUAGAUGUCCCAAUUGUCAAAAAAGAACCAGAACUUUGAUUGUUGUCAUUAUUUGGAAUGUCAUUACACCUUUAUAUUUGGUCAGAUGUGUGAAAAUAAACAUCUAAACAAUCUAAA